AUGUCAAAAAACAAAUCAAAAAAGCCAACAGUUGGCAAAAACUCAGUAAAUCCCUUUGAAAAAUUUGAUUCUAAAAUAAAAAACAAGGAACUAAACUUUGAUAAAAAAACCAAGAGUAAAUUUAUUAAGAAAGUCAAGGAUUCAGACAUAGUUUACGACUAUUCUAGCAAAAAGAGCAGGAAAUUACAGCUAUAUAAUUUAAAUGAGCCUAUCACCCUGACCCACAAAAACAAACCUAUUGAGGAAAAUUACGAUUCUGAUGUAGAUUUAUCCUCAGAGGAAGAGAUUGACUUGAAAGGAGACUACUCUAACAUUUCAGAAGCCUAUAAAGAGUAUAAGGAUAGGCGUGAAGCCAACAGAAAGGAUAAAUUAGACCAGAAAAACCUUUUACAAAAGCUAGAUAAGCAAUUUCAGGAGAUUGACUUUUCACAAUUUUACAAACCUUCAAAAAAGUCCCCCGAAUUUUACAAAACUGAGAAACCUAAGAAGUUAGAUGAGUACGAAACUAAUCUUAGAGACCUACAAUUGAAUACAAACACAGCAACCCCAAGAGUAAACCUAGUAAAAGAGUUCAAGUCAGCCUCUAACAUUUCUGAAAGGUCCGAAGUCGUAGAUAAGAUAAUUAAGUCUGACUCAGACUUUUUAAAUUUUGCAAAGGAUUACAUAACUCUUUAUCUCCAGUCACUGGUUGAUUACUUGAAAGGACAAGAUUUAACUAAGUUUCAUCACUAUUUUCUCAACUUCUCAAGAGGAUUUUUACACCUCUCUAAUAGGUCCUACAAGGAUUAUAAACAGUGUUUAGAGGAUGAGCUUUCGAAGAUUACCAUUCAAGCAGCUGAUUUAUACGAGUACUUACUACUUUAUUUAAUUGUAAAAACUGUUGAACCAGGAACUGAAAUUUAUAACUACGGACUAACACUUGUGGAGGGGUUUCUAGUUCGUUUUUAUCAACUUUUGGCCAGUCAAAUUAAGGAUAAGAAUAAUCCUCUAGAUAAACAUUUGUUGAUAAAGUCUAGAUUACUGUUAUUAAUUACCUACAAUUGUGUAAUCGAGACAGGAUAUUACAUGCCAUACUUUUAUCACGUUGCCAUAAAACUUUGUACCAUACCCUGUGUAGAUCGAGAUUUAAUUUUGUCAGUUCUAAAAACUGUUAAAGUAACUCUGAACCAACUUUUUGAUAAGAAGUGUUACAUUCAACCGAUAUUAUCGCUAAUCAUACUCCCAUCUCUUGAAGAAAUCGAGUCAAAUUUUACUAGCAUUGAAGCCUCUAAAGACUCUGAUUCCGCCAAAUUAACUGAAUUUACCGAAUUCAAGAAAUAUAUGCACGACCUGGCCAACAUCAACUAUCCAUUAAAAUCACUUGAUAUAUAUAACUCACAGAAAUUGAAUCCUGAAUUCCCCAAAUUGAACACAGUCAAAACCAAGUCCAACAAAUAUAAACUGGAUAAAACCAAACCCGAGUCGAAUAGGAAAAUAAGCAAGAGUGAUAAGCAGGAGUAUAAGAAUUUGAAGCGAGCUUUGUUGACUGAAUCACUUAAGAAAGCUGAGUUUGACAUCAAAAAGAGGGCUAAACAACGUUUGGAUACCGAUAAAAGGUACAAACAGGUUGUAAGGGACGCUAUGGUUGAGCAGGACAUGCUCAAGAAACUAUCAACUUCAGAUGUCUCAGUGUAUAAUAAAAAGAAGAAAUGA
Molecule: messenger RNA, 1692 nt
Organism: Theileria parva strain Muguga
Lineage: Eukaryota; Apicomplexa; Aconoidasida; Piroplasmida; Theileriidae
Exons: 5
Coding region: 1-1692 (563 amino acids)
Source: RefSeq, a predicted model, not a curated record